This is a messenger RNA of Lymnaea stagnalis (great pond snail), 3778 nucleotides long. The record is from the annotation of a GenBank genome assembly. Lineage: Eukaryota; Metazoa; Mollusca; Gastropoda; Lymnaeidae.
AUUAUAAAACAUUAACAUAUAAAGACACAUUAAAAUGAAAAAAAAAUAAAAUAAAUAAUUUAUCAUAGAUUAUAAAUAUGAUUUUAAAAUAUAAUCAUGUUGUAAAGCUUGAGAUAAAUCUUUUGAUCAGAAUGUCUUUUUAUACAGAAUUGUAAGCGGCUAAACGUGAUUGAGCAAGCCAGCAACAGUUUGUUUACAAAUGGCAAACUUUUAAAAAAAUGUUUAAAAACUAUAUUUGUUUUAAGUAAAACGUUUUAGCUGAGGUAUAGUAAGUUUUACCUUUCACAUGGAGCACAAUUAAAAUGUAUGGCAGGCCUAUUCAGGUAUUUACAGAACUAAAAUCUAUUAACAAAGACCAGCACAAUUUUCGAACUGCGAAAAAUGAAAUGGCUACGGCUAAACCAGCCGGUUUUGAGAUUCAGGAAAACCUCCAAACAAAUAACUCAGAAAGGCAGAUACAUGUAACUGGAAUAGGUGAACUAACACAACCCCCUGAUCGCUUUUCCAUUACUGUUAAAUGUAAAUCAACUAAAGAUAAUGUACAAGAUGCCAAAAACAGCAUUACACGAAGAGUAGAUUAUAUCAUACAAGCUUUGAAAAAUUACUCCUUAAAGGUAGGUAAACAUUAUAAUUCAUUAUGAUUAUGAGUGUUGUGUCAUGUUAUUUUUUAAAAUAAGUUUUGUUUGUUAAAUAUCCCAAAUUUACUACUGCAGCUCUAACUGGGAGAAUGCAAAGAUAAUUUUUGUGGGUAGGCAACCAGUUUUUAAUCAGAUGCAAAGUUGAGUACUGUUUUCCUUUAUUAUUAAUCAGGAUUAAUGAUUAAGGUCUUUUACUCAGUUUCCCCACUCAAAGUUAACCUCCUCCACAAGAAUGUUACUUUACUGGACUGCUGAUUACAUAUCUCAGUUGUUUUCUUACUCCGGAAGAGUUUAAAAUGCUACCUCUUGACUCUUGGUUGAGUGAGAGCAGAUAAUAUUACAUUACACCACAAGGCUGAUGAUGGUUAUCAAUCAAUGACAAUAAUAAUAAUUGAUUUAUUUGGUCUAUUUAUAUUUGAAAUGUUAUUUCCUCCUUUUCCAUCUGAUUUUUAAUUUAUAUUUUUUAAUAAAUGUCACAUGUGAUCAGGGGUCAAGUCACGGGUAAAAAAAAUGUGGGAACUCACCCUAGUUCCCCCCCCCCCCCCCCACCCCCCCAAAAAAAAUGUGGGAACACCCCCGAGCCCCCCCCCCCCCCCCCCCCAAACCUCCAAAGAAAAUGUAUUUAAUUCUUAGCAAAUUCUUAAUUUUGCCUAUAAAAAUAACAAGGUGUCAAAACAUGGGGCCCUUUAAAGUUUUCUCAGUGGCCCUUAUAGGGAUUUGUGUUUAAAAGUAAAAUUAGAAGCAAUGAUUAAAAUAUUAUAAGAAGACGCACUACAGCUUUAGAUCUUAUAAUUACUCUCAUGUAUCCUUUUAAGUAAUUUGAUUUUGAAACUCCCAAAGAAACUUAAGUUAAAUUUGGUUUUAAGCAAAUAACCUACUUUCAUCCUUGAUUUCUUUCAGCCAGAAGAUUAUAGAAUAUUUCAACACACAAGUCAUGUAGAUGACAUGGUAGUGGUUGACUGUGAGAUUGAAGCUCACUUUUUGGAUCUUAACAAGUGUCAAAAUGUGUCCAACCUGUUAGCUGAAAAACUUGGGCCUUCUGUCAGCAUUUUGUUACCUCAUUGCUACCAUGCUCGAGGGAGUUUAGAUAAACUAAGGUUCAACACUAUUUUUAAUCUCAUUGAUUUUAAAAAGAAUUAUGUUACAAUCAUUCAUAGCUAUUUUGAGUUAAUUUUCAAGUUUAGUUAUACCAAUAAUAACCAAAAUUGUCUCUUCUUAAAUAUUAAAUAAUUAAAAGAAAAACCUCAAAUUUUAGAGGUUUUUAUAUAAUUUAAAAAAUCAAUUUUUGUUUAUUAACACUGUCAUGUUUUUCAUGUGCCUGAUAAAAAUAUAAUGUUGAGUAGCUGCUUUAAUUUUAUUCUCAAAUCAUAUUUAUAUUCUAUAAGUUUAAAAAAUACUAUUUAAUUAAAUUAAUUUUAGUGUUAAGUAAAUUUGAAAAAUAACAGUAUUAACAGUAAGUCUUUUUUGUGUCUUAUGUUCAUUUUGAUUUUGUAAAAAGGAUAUUUUUAUAUAUCAUUAAUGAGCAUUAUUUCUAACUCUGAUCAAUAACUUAACUAUUGCUACUAUUCUUUAGGAAACAAGUAGGAAUGUUAGCCAUUCACAAUGCCAGACAAAAAGCUCUUGAAAUGGCUAGAGUUCUUCAUCUUUCCGUUGGGCCAGCUUUACAGGUAUCAGUAUUGAAGUAUUGUGUUCAUAAACAAUACCCGACAACAAUUAUUUAUUUCUGUAUCACUUAAUAAAGUAAAUUGUUUCAAGUUUAACUUCCCUCUUAAAUUUGACUAUUCAUCAAUUCCUUUGAGUUGCCAAGGAUAGAUGUCUAACCAUACUUAAAUUCUUUUUCUUCUAACCUUAGCUGACAGAUAUAAAGUUUAAUGUUGGUACGGUACACUAUGGAAUUACCAUAUUAAUGAUGUUCACAGGGAUGUGUGAAAUGUAGUUGGGGGGGGGGGAGAGAAAGGGGUCACUCGCUCUGGGGUUCAAAAUGAUCUUUUAGAUAGAACCUUUAUAGUAUAGUAAAUUAAACGGUAUAAUGCCAUGUACUUCACAAAGGCAAAGGGUGCCAAAAUAGUCUUUUUAAUGGUCAGCUACCGUAGCACUUUUUCUAAAUAUUGAUGACCACCUUUCUCAGGCUUUGCUCAAGUUGCAAAUUUUCCUCCAUACCAUCCUAUUAGUUUGUACCAUAGUCUUUUAACUUUAAAAAUAUUAUGGAUGUUAAUGUGUCUGUUUACACAUGGGAGAAAAUUAUUGUAUUGCAAACUUGUAAUUUCACAUGAUCUGGACAUUUUUUCUUUUGAACAUCUUGAUGUUGUCCUUAAUUUUGGUUUGGGUAAAACCAUUUAUUUACGGUACAAGUGUUAGAGAGUUCACUUGAUGUAAAUAACUGAAUUUAGUUAUAAUACAUGUUCUCAUAAUUUUUUAUAUUUUUUCUUCAAAUAGGUUCAGGAGCUUGAAACAAAUGAAAUUCAAGGGACAUCAAGAUAUAUUGAGGAUGAACCGAGCUUAAAUCCUAGUAUCCAACAAAAUGUUGCAGAUGCAACUGUCACAAUAAACAGCAAAGUGUCUGUUUGCUUUCAGCUCAGACACCCAAAACCAAAAAGAAGUUAAUUGAAGGCUCUUUUAAUUUUUUAAUACUGAUACUUAGCCGAUUCUUCCCACUCAAAAUAUUUUUUUUUAAACUUUAGAAAUAAAUAAGGAACAAAUCAAUAAAUGUUAUGAUAAUAGGUGCACUGAACUGCGCGUAAGCUUUGUAAAAGAUCCUUUUGAAAUUGGUUUCUGGGAGAUUUUUAAAUAGAUAAUAACAAGAUAAGUUAGUGUAGCAUGUCACAUAGGUUGUUUUUUUAACUGAGCAUUGUAAAUUGACAAAAUCUGAUGCUCAUUACUUAUUCAUAUACCUUAUAAGUUACUCUAUACUUUUAUAAAUUAUAUUUCUUUUGUGCCAGGUGUAGAUAUAUUUAGUCUUAUUGUGUCAUUAUUUACCUUAAAUUUUAUUACUUAGCAGGAUAUUAACAUUUUAACUUAUUAAAAUGUUAUUUCCUGUGGAGAUUUUUUAAUACAUAAAUUUCAUUAAAUAAACUUUAGAACUGGCUAAAAUUAAAUACAGUAAAUAAGAAAAAUAUUAAUAAAUCUGUAUUCCAAUUGCU